This is a messenger RNA of Bactrocera dorsalis (oriental fruit fly), 756 nucleotides long. RefSeq lists its product as hypothetical. The transcript has 3 exons. The record is from RefSeq and is a predicted model, not a curated record. The coding region runs from base 138 to 575 and encodes 145 amino acids. NCBI's taxonomy places the organism in Eukaryota, Metazoa, Arthropoda, Insecta, Diptera, Tephritidae.
GUCUACUGCAGUAGUUGUCAUUCAAUAAAUGUAAAUAAAUAAAUUACGAGUGCAUUCCAACCACUGAUAGCAUUAUAUUUACAAUUUCUUUUGUUAAUUUCACAUAAUAAAUAUUUGCAAACGUGACAACUUUUGAAAUGAUUCAAUUCUCCACAACAUAUGCGACAGCAAAGGACGCACUGGAACAAAAUAUUAAUUUCACUUUGCAACAAACGACACCUGCAUCAGCAGUAACAACAACAACAAUAAGCGAAAUUACAGAUGCAAUUCCAACGGAUACGGAUAUUGAACAAGAUGAUAGUGAACAUUUUAUUUUAAUUCCCUUUGCCGUUCUUUUAUUUAUAGUAGCUUUAUCAGCACUGGUAUUCUUAAUUGGAAGGAAUCGUCGACGCCUCGCACAAACUUACUUUCGUCGAAGAAGUGAAUAUAGGUACAAAUUCGAAGAUGAUUCCGAUUCACAACUAGAGCGUGGGGACACUUAUGACUUCGACGAUCCAAGUGAAUGCCUGCUGAAAGGAAAACUGCAAAUCGAUAAUAGUUACGACAGCACACUGCGGAAAGGAAUUUGUACUUAAGAAAUGGCAGCGAGAUUGACGGCCUAAAGCGUCUGCCAGCUUGUCUUCUUUACUGCAUGCAACGUUCUGUAAUCGCUCACUAACACAAUAGUGCAUUUAUAACGGUAAAGCAGUGAAAUUGUCUUUUUCACAUCUAAAUACUCGAAUUCAAACAACGUUAUUAAAGCAUGAAUGUUGAAAA